GAUCGUCGUCCAGGAGGAGGUGAACGCAGCGUCUGAGGAACUUCUUGACCUGAUUGACUCACAUCAUCACCGCCCAUAAAGUGGAGACAUCCAGGAAAUGAGUCGAUCUUCCUCAGCCGGCACAGCUCUCUCCUCCCGAUAACUCCGAGCCGUCCAGACGCUCCUCCACAGCGCUCCUGACCGGGUCCAGACGCUUGUAUAACAGUUGGGACUUGUCGGAUGUGUAGCGGUAUCCUUGCAAAUUAGCCUCCGUUUUUUUUGUUUUGUUUUACCGUCAAACGCAGCCCGGUUUGAUCCGAUUCCGCGCGGACCUCGACUCGAGUGACUGAAUCCCGAAUACCCCCCCAAAAAAACCCAAACAUGGCAACCCAGAUCGAUAAGGAGGCUUGCAGGGAGGCUUACAACGAUGUCAGGGACGAUUCCACGGAGACCAACUGGGCCGCCUUUAAGUACGAGGGCUCCACCAUAGUGCCUGCUGGACAAGGAACAGACUACGAGGACUUCAAGAAGCUGUGCACAGACGACUCCCGUCUGUUUGGCUUCGUCCGGUUUACAACAGGAGACGCCAUGAGCAAGCGGGUCAAGUUCACCCUCAUCACCUGGAUCGGCGAGAACAUCAGCGGGCUGCAGCGAGCCAAGAUCAGCACCGACAAGACCAUGAUCAAAGACAUUGUGCAGACCUUCGCCAAGGAGUUCAUGGUCAGCGACCUGCGGGAGCUGGAUGAGGAGUACAUCCGCACGGAGCUGAAGAAGGCGGGCGGCGCCAACUACGACGCUCAGGCCGAGUAGAGGAGCGGCACGGUCCAACACGUCACCUGGAUCAGGGGAGGGUCAGGGCAGGUUGGACUAAAAUGGGGCGGGGGGGGGGCUGUUACCGCCUGAGGAGAGGGUGAGAGGGGAAGGAAAAGAAACGAGUGACGACUAAAAAACAAAAACCUAGAAUAAUGAAGGUUAGAAUCUUUGCUUGUAGGUUAGACGGAUCAGAGCUGCUUGGAAUGUGCUGCUGUCAGCGCCAAUCUACUCCACAGUCCCUUUGUGCUUAAAAUGUCGCACGCUGCACGUAGUCUUAUCCUAAUCAUGAGAACGCAACUGAACUUUUUUUAAAUUCUCUCUUGAAAACGAGAUGAAAAGUCGUCCAGAGCUAAAAAACCAACAGUUUUUUGGCGUUCUUAACGGGUUUCCUUGAUAGCAAAACAUUUUUACAGAUUCAAUCUUGUUGUGUUGGAAGAUUGGUUGUGUUAGUGUGUCACGCACUAUCGAAAAUGAGUUUUUUUGGGGGGGAAAUGGUAAAGGGGACGUCAUAUAUCUUUUUGUUCACUUGAAAAAACAAAAACUGGAAGCUCACAGUCUGCAUGGAUCCUGCUUGUUGAAGUUGUUUUAAAAAAACUGAUGUGUGCAGAAAACUGUUACAUGGAUCCAAUCUAGAUGUUCUUUGUGUUUAAGUGUUGUUGCUCCGCUGGAAUCUGUGUCCACUUUUCCGACGCUGUCGAAAUCGCACUGACCGCCAGCACCAAAGCAGUUCUGCUCGCUUCUGACCGCCAAGGUCUCCCUCGUCUCCUUUCCCGACGCUCCGCCCUCUCGGUCGGCGAGCCGUCACAUCACUUCCACCCUCGCCGCAGAACAGCAAACUGAAGUGGCCUUGGUGGCUGCAGCACUGUUUGUUCAACAAUAAUUGGAAGCAAACGAGGGUGGAAGCGUUUCAUCUCACAUGCGAUGUCAGACUGAAUCCCUCUGCUCGCCGUCGUGUUUGACGCCACAACAUUCUAAGUCGUGACACACUGGACCUCCAGGAAGGAAAGCUCUCCAUUCUCCCGCCGUUUCCCCUCAUGGUUGAUGAGAGCUGCAUCUAAGCAGCAUCACAAAACCUGACAGGAAACUGAGAAUGGAGGCCUUUUCUUCUGGUGUCUCAUCUCAUGAUUGACCACUUAAAUACUGUAACCUACCGUGUUGGACUGCCUUAGUCUCCCGUGGAGAAAGGGGCAUUAUGGGAGACUGUGGACACUACACUGUGAUGGGCUGUCCUCCUUCAAAAAGCACAGGGUGGUGGGUCCAGGCUUGUCAUCCCAAUCCAGGAGGAACCACUUCUCAGUUGUAGCAUAUCUAAUUAUUUAGUUUCAACCCCUCUUUCCCUCAUUAAAGAUUAGGAUUUUUGUCUCUCCAUUUUUCAAUGUUCUUUUUGUUUGAGAUCAUUUUUUUUAAAAUUCAAAACAACUGAUCAAUUGAUGUUUUUAAAAGCAUUGUGAUGGACAUCUGUGUAAUAAAGUGUCAAAAGAAAAACAGAAUGGGCAAAAA
This is a messenger RNA of Oryzias latipes (Japanese medaka), 2292 nucleotides long. RefSeq names its product coactosin-like F-actin binding protein 1 (gene cotl1). Gene Ontology annotation, molecular function: actin filament binding. NCBI's taxonomy places the organism in Eukaryota, Metazoa, Chordata, Actinopteri, Beloniformes, Adrianichthyidae. The record is from RefSeq and is a predicted model, not a curated record. Gene Ontology annotation, biological process: regulation of actin filament polymerization. Gene Ontology annotation, cellular component: cortical actin cytoskeleton; actin filament; site of polarized growth.